Molecule: messenger RNA, 1949 nt
Organism: Sipha flava (yellow sugarcane aphid)
Lineage: Eukaryota; Metazoa; Arthropoda; Insecta; Hemiptera; Aphididae
Product: facilitated trehalose transporter Tret1-like
Exons: 6
Coding region: 212-1801 (529 amino acids)
Biological process (GO): transmembrane transport
Cellular component (GO): membrane
Molecular function (GO): transmembrane transporter activity
Source: RefSeq, a predicted model, not a curated record
CCCGAAACGCCUUGACCGUCCUGAGUGCGGAGUCAAAACACACAGUAAGUUACGAUUUCUCACUAGGCGUACUACACAGGUACAGGCGCAAGUAAUGAAUAUAUUGCAGUAAAUGUUGUGCAUGUGCGUGUGAAUUUGUGUCCUAUCGUUAAUAACUAAUUAUAGCCACGAAUAAUUGAAUUAUUGUUAUAAUUAUUUUAUCGUCUCGACGAUGGCGGAAAUUAAAUCGUCAAAAAUAGACGCGGAAAAUGCCGGAACCGAGUACAACUUAUUCAGAUCAUCCUUAGCUCAAAUUGGUACGAUCGCCGUGCAGAAUGUGAUGAUGUUGGGUUUCGGCAUGUCGCUGGCUAUACCGACGGUGGUCAUCGGGUCACUGAUGUCGGACGGUGUCAGCCGUGACAUGACGCUGACGGAAACGGAAGCGUCCUGGUACGGUAGCGUGCUGCUGGUGUGCCAUCCCACGGGUGGCUUGCUGUCCGGGCUCCUGCAGGAGCUCAUCGGCCGGAAGUGGUGCCUGGCCGCGGUCAGCUUGCCGCAGCUGGUCGGCUGGUACGUGCUGUGGAGGGCGGAAAACGCGUUCGAGCUGUACGUGUCGUGCGUGGCACUAGGGCUGAGCAUGGGCCUGAGCGAGGCACCCGUGUUGACGUACGUGGGCGAAUCCGUCGAGCCCAGGCUUAGGGGCCCGCUGUCGUCUGUGUCCACGUUCACCAUCAUGCUGGGCUCGUUCAUCGCGUACCUCAUGUCCACCGUGAUGCCCUGGCGAACGGUCGCCAUGAUCAACAUGGCCGUGCCUGUUGUAUCUUUCGCCGCCAUCGUGCUCCUGACGCCCGAAUCACCAGUAUGGCUGUUGUCCAGGAACCGGUUGUCCGAGGCGAAGAAGUCGCUGGCCUAUCUGAGGGGGUGCGUAAGCCCUGACGACGUGGAAGAUGAGUUUUCUGAACUGUCGAUCUAUGCGGGGUGCAACAAGUGCGUCGAUCUCGAACAGUACGCGGACUGUGGAAUGGACCAACGUCGUCUGUCGUACGUCAAGUACUUGCAGAUCAAAACUAACGACGCGACCAACGUCGACAUUGAAGCACUCACGGAACGGAAUCAGAUGGAUAGCAGCGUACUGGACACGUUUAACAACUUUUGGCCGCCUGAACUUAACCGGCCGUUCCUGUUCAUAAUGAUUUUCUUUUUUUUCUGGUCAUUCGCCACAUUCAUACCGGCCAAACCGUACCUGAUAGCCGUCUUCGAGGAAAUAGGUUUGCCGUGCACCGCGCAAUGGACACUGGUUUACACAUCAAUUUUAACCUUGAUGGGAACACUCAUGAACGUACUCACCGUAUCCAAGUUUGGCAAACGACCUAUAACAUUGGUUUCGAUGGCACUCAGUGCUUUUUCAAUGCUCGGGAUCGGAAUGCACAUGGUUUCUGUUACAUACUUCUCGUUUUCGUGCACUUGGGUACCAAUGGUAUUGCUAAACACUUUAUUUUUCUUCUCUGGGUACGGCGUAUUUCCAAUUCCUUGGAUGUUGGUCAGUGAAAUAUAUCCGACAAAGGGUCGAGGCGUUGCAAGUGGAUUGACGGCUGCGUUGGCGUUUUUGAUGACGUUCAUUCUGACUAAAUCAUUUUUGAUAUUGCAAGCAUGGAUCACCCUGCCUGGGUUGUUUAUCGUCUACGGAGCAAUAACUUUAGUCGGUACCCUUUAUCUGUACGCGUGCAUGCCCGAGACGGAAAACAAAACACUGCAGCAGAUAGAAACGUUUUUCAUCGGCGAUUUAGGUGUUUUCGACAACUAUCAUGGCGGCUUAAACUGAAACGAUAUUCAGUCGGAAAUGGACCACUGCGCUAUGAUAUUCCUACGACUUUCUGUCCCAAACUCAACUCUGUCCACUAAUUUAUUUAUAUUUGUUCAAACGUAUUUAUUAUUUAUUGUUAAAUUGAACACGAUUAAAUUAUGUAAUA